Messenger RNA from Anopheles aquasalis, 5584 nucleotides. RefSeq names its product ankyrin repeat domain containing protein 6 diego (gene dgo). Lineage: Eukaryota; Metazoa; Arthropoda; Insecta; Diptera; Culicidae. The record is from RefSeq and is a predicted model, not a curated record. Gene Ontology annotation, molecular function: protein binding. Gene Ontology annotation, cellular component: nucleus.
CAAUUGCGCGCGACAACCACCAGUGUCCAAGGGCCCGAAAGGAAGGUGAAGUGACGCAUGGGGAGAGGGGGAACGUGCGCAAUGCUUGCUGCUCUCAGUCCCGUUGUGUGACAACACGGUGCAACCUUUGCGGAAAACGGAGUCGGUGCAGCGGAGUCGAACACGCGAAAAAGGGCACACUCUUUUGUGCUCUCGGAUCGCGAGGUGGACGACGAACGUGCCAGCCAGCCAGCAAGGAAGCCAGGAGGCCUGGUAGCGAGAACGACGCAACCAACGACGCUGCAUAACGGCACGGCACGGCACGGUUCUCUCUGUUCGGUUGGGCGUCCGGAAUCGGAACACACACAGGACAGGCCAUGCCAAGCGGGACAACACCCUAGGCACCCCCGACACCAACCCCAGUCAUGCAUAAUGAGCCCGCCCUGCAGACUGCAAGGGAGAAAUCGCUCCCGAACGGCACCGCCGGUACGACCGCAGUCGGAGCCACAACCGGAGCCAGUGCAGGAGUAUCCGUGCUUCACCAUCCCAACGGCAAUGGUGCCGUACCGGAAACCGGAACGAACCGCACACCGCUCCAUGAGGCAGCGUCCGGUGGCGAUGAGGCGAAGGUGGAAUCCCUGCUGGCCUCCGGGGCCGACCGGAACGCAAAAGAAUCGGUGCACGGUAACACACCCCUACACGAGGCAGCCUGGAAGGGAUACAGUCGCUGCGUGAAUCUCCUUUGUGCGCUCCCGAAACCAGCGAAAGGAGCGACGACCAUCAGCACUCCCGGCGUUAAGGGCCUUUCGCUUGAUCUCCUGAAGGACGCUGCCAAGAUCAAACAUGCGUUGCAUGAUACGAAGGGCGCACUGCACAGUGCACUGCUCGGUACGCGGAACUACGGUGGCUUUUCGGCGCUUCACCUCGCUGCCCAGAAUGGUCACAACCAGAGCUGCCGGGAGAUACUGCUCGCCGGUGGUGAUCCCGAUGUGCAGAACAAUUACGGUGAUACGCCACUGCAUACCGCGUGCCGGUACGGGCAUGCCGGUGCCAUCCGGAUCCUGCUGUCGGCCAAGUGUGACUACGAACGGAUCAAUCUGAACGGUGAUACCGCGCUGCAUAUCGCGUGCGCCAUGGGACGUCGGAAGUUGACGCGCAUCCUACUCGAAUCAGGGUGCCGGCAGGACACGAAGAAUGCUCAGGACGAAACGGCACGCGAUAUCGCGCUACGAAAGAAUCUGGUCGAGAUCAUCAACAUCCUCAACACACCGAUCGAGCUGUCACCUCGGCGAUCACGAGAACGAUCCAGUAGUAGCUCACACCAGCGGCACCAAUCAGGCAACCGUCCACCGGACACCACGGAUGGGAAGCACGGACCCCGCGAAAACGGUCGUGGCCAUCGUUCACGCAGCAAAGAGGAUCCAUCAGCUGCUGCGACCCGUAAAUCGGGCCGACGAAGUAACUCAAAUGACGAACGGAGACCACCAGGUGCAGCGAAUGAAGGGACACCACCGGCAGGCGGAGGUAAUGCGGAAGUUGCCGAUCCGAAGCACUGGUCCCCGUACGGUUGUCACUAUUUCCCGGAUCCACGCAACUUUCCUUCGCCAAAGCUCGAAACGUUACCGAAAGAACCGCUCGGUAAUGGUGAGCAGUACUUUCUCGAUCUGGCCGGCAACAUCCGGAAGGGACCGGUGGGGGUCGGGAAUACCUGCUACUGUGCACCGUUCUUUAAGCAUCUGGAAGCGCGCAUGAACCAGAACCGACGGAGUAUCCGGAAGUACGUGCACCGGGCAACGGAGAAGCUGGACAGCCGGAUGACGGCGCUCGCCAUGCGAACGGAUGAUCAGAUCGAAGAGCUUACCAAAUCGAUGAUCGCUAACCGAGUGCAGUGUGAGAACAAACGGUUACACCUCGAGCAGUGGCUAAAGCGAGGCAUCGCGGAACGAUCGACGACGACAUCGGGCACGGGCGGCACCAGUGGCCACCAGCAGCCACCACCCUCAUCGCACACACCACCCAACAGCAAAACCAAAAAGGACGAAGCAAACACCAACACGCUAACACGGUGCCGCAGUCUCGAGCUGCUCGAUGAUCACGAUCGUGGCAUCCUGAUCGAGGGUGGCCUGGCGGAUCCAUCACAUAAGGCCACCUCUACGCCGACCAAUCAGCAGCAGCAGCACCACCACCAACAUCAUCAUCUGUUUUCGCGCAGCAUCGAUUUCCUCGAUGCGACCACAAUCGAUGACUCACCGGAACCGGCCAACGGUCACCGGCAUCGGUUCCAGCGUCACCAGGGUGGCCUCGAGCUGGACAGUCAUGCGCUGCGGAGUAUGCUACACUAUUCGGCCGGUAGCGCUGGCCAUCAGUCCGAUGCGUUCGAGAGCUCCAACAAUUCGAACAUGAAGAACCAUUCGGAAUCGGCACCGGAAACGCCACCACUUCCGGAUGCACUGGUCCAUCAUCACCAGCAGCGACACCAGCGUGCACGUUCGUCGUCUGUCUCCGGUCGGGAGAGCUACUCGUACUCGUCGGACAAAGAUAAUGAUCGUGAAAAGCAGCAGCAGCAGCAACAGCAGCAGUACGUGCAUGCCAGUAAUGGGGUGACGCACAAGCAGCGAUCAUCGGCCAACACAACACCGACAACCUCAUCCGGGGGCGGUGGUGGUCACCAAGGCCAAGGUGUAGCGAAGAGUGAGAAGGCCAAGGUGACGGAACGGCUCGAGGAGUUGCUGAGCAAAACGAAGAAGAUUCUCGAGCUGGAAAAACUGACCAAAGGUGAUCGAAUCGGACCGACGACGGGAUCACUGAUCGCAGCGACGGCUCCCCAGGGUGGUCCGGGAUUGUUAUCCGACAACCGGUACAUCUUAGCGCUGGAUAAACUGCGGGACAUACACCACCACCAUCAAUAUGAUCCAACGGUUGCAACUGUAACCGGAUCCGGUGGACGAUCAGGCGGACGAUCCGGGCGCUUAGGCCUCUCGGUUGCCUCUUCGGGCUCACCGGGUAGUACCGGACUCGGGUACGACAUCGCACAGGAGAUGGAAAAGAUCACAAAGUCACUGUUACCGGCAGGCACAACGUCGACGGCGACGUCAACCGCACCAGUAUCGCCGGAGAUCGCCAAAGACAUCACAACGCGCAAGGAGCGUCCGACGAGUGUCUACACCUCGUACCAACACCACCAGCAACAGCACCACGGCCAUCGAGUGAGUCGAACGACGACGACGACGACGACGACAACUGGAUCCGGAUCUCCUCUCUCGACGAUGUCCCCGAGUUCUUCGCUGCUCGGUGGACAGCAGCAGAUGGUCGAUGAAGCGCAGCAGCAUAUUGCGACGACAAACUUUAUGUUGGAUCCGACGAGAACGUCCUCCUUGGCGCUCGAUGAAGAAUCGGAACAGGAGCAAGCAAUGGACGGUGAUGGGAGUGGAGGUGUGGUGGUCAAUGGAUUCUACUCCAACAGCUGUUUCGAUGAGACGUUACCGAGCUCGUCGAACACGACCAUCAAAUCGGCUCCUCGAGGACGAUCUGGCUACCGAGAGGAUCAGGAACAAGGCGAGGAAGGUGGUGACAGCGAAAGCGAACCGGCCGAUGAGGACAGAACGGAUGAAGAUGACGAUGAUGAUGAUGAUGAUGAUGAGGAGCAGGAGGAAGAGGAGCAAGAAGGGCAAAGUGAAACGGUGAACGGUGGAAAGGACACAGAAGGAAGCGAUUCCGAUGAUCCAGGUGAUCUGUCGGCGAUGGCGAACCUUGCGGAACUCAAAGAGUUAAAGAGCCGCAUCCUGAAUGGAACCAACUGGCGCAGUCAGGUGCUGCAGAAGAGCGUCCAGGAGUUGCUGGCCGGUGGUGGACGGGAAGAGGACACAGACGGUCCCCCGCCCGAUGAGGAUGACGAUCCGGCAACGGAAACGAACCGCGUUCGGUACAUCAUCUCGAAGCUACAGCAAAGCUGUUCAAUGACCACCGGUUCGUCCAGUGAGCAGAGCGUACGGCCAUUGACCACUGCCGUCCACACGCAGCACCAUGGACCACCGUUGGCCCAGUGUGAGGACUUCUCCGAUAGUAGCGAAGAAGAGGACGAGGACGAGCAUGACGAGGAGUGUGUGGAUGGUCCGUUGCCAAUGAAACAACAUGCGGUUUCCGGUGCAUCGCAACCUCCUUCGAUGGCACCAGGGAAGGUGCAGAUCGAGAUCGGUACGGCCAAGAGUCUGAUCCAGAUGUACGAGCAAUCGAACGGUUCCAUCAAAGUGCCGACGAUCGGUACCGGUGCCAAUCAUUAUCCAGCUCCGCAAGGGAAUGCCGUCCCCAAGGAUGCGUACUUUCAUGAUCUCCCCCGGAAACCGGCCCCGUAUCCGGGUCAACCACAGGAAGUGACGUCGAUAAUGGUGGGUGGUGAGCAGAUGAAUGCAGCACCACCGAUGCUGACCUCACGCAGUCGCAAUCCGUUGCCAUCGUAUCUGCUACAGGAAGGGGAACUGUUCCAGCAGCAACACCAACAGCAAGAGCAUCAUCUUCAUCAUCAUCCGUUGAUGAAUGGUGGUGGUGGUCCUCGGACGCAGCAUCAUCAUCCUCCUCAUCAGCAGCAUCUCGGGCAGCAGCCAGCGUACCAUCAUCACCAAAGCCGACCCCUACCGACGACGAGGACACAGCUGGAUGACGUGGUAGAUGGUCACUCGAUGGGUGGGCCACAGCUGCAGGAACGACUCCUCUCGACGCGCAAAUACAUCAAUCCCGUCACGUUGUCCUCACUCUCCAGCACUGGUACUCCUUCGCCAGAGUUCCCGCUCUACCAUCAUCAACAGCAGCAGCAGCAUCAGCAAGCACAACCGCAACAACUCGCCACCGCUGGUACGGCCAGUAGUAACCACGUGAUCGGUGGCCACUCGCACGCCAUGAUGACGAUGAUGGCAGCGGCGGCAGCAGCCGCAGCUUCCGCUGGCCGCAAAUCGGCCGACAAUCUGUCGAACGAUGAUUCGGGGUACGUCAGUGGGAAGGUAAGCGAAAUCCACAUCCCGAGUGGUGGUGCCAGCCCUCUGCUCUCCCUGCCAACGCCCGCCAUCGGAAACAACGUGAUGAUCAUUCCGCCACCUGCCGUACCAUCUUCCUCUUCGCCGAGACUCUUUGCCAGUAGCAGCAGUAGCUAUGGCGUCGGAGGCCAUCAUCACCAUCAUCAUCAUCAGCAGCAACAGCAACAGCUACUACCGGCCAGUAACAGUGGUGCGCCCGUAAUGCAUCACCGUAAUGGUGGUGGUAGCGUGGUGACAUCGAUCGUACCGCCACCGGUGGGGUUGGGUGGUGUUGUACCGAUGACGUCUGCUGCUGCACAUGCAGCUGUAGAGCAGAAGCAGCAAUCGCUCUAUAAGCUUGGUGCCUCGAGUUUGGUUUAGGUGCGGUGGAGAGGAGCGCCCCGUGAUGUAUCGUAUUCUGUACAGGGAUGGCGAUAGCUGUGGUGGAACUGUUUUUGUUAGUAUUUUUAGUUGGUUAAGAGGCCGAGACGCUAGCGCAUUGAAGAAGUACGAAUUAGCGGUAUAUAGGAGCUAAACGGAGCGUUUAAAUUAUUCUUUUUUUAUGCGUAAAACUAUGGAAGCCAGGAAGCGCCGAGGAU